Messenger RNA from Cladophialophora carrionii CBS 160.54, 222 nucleotides. RefSeq lists its product as uncharacterized. Gene Ontology annotation, biological process: proteasome assembly. The coding region runs from base 1 to 222 and encodes 73 amino acids. The record is from RefSeq and is a predicted model, not a curated record. The transcript has a single exon. NCBI's taxonomy places the organism in Eukaryota, Fungi, Ascomycota, Eurotiomycetes, Chaetothyriales, Herpotrichiellaceae.
AUGGAACUCAAGCUGGUCCGCGACGCCGAUAGCUUUCGACCGUCCGCUCUCGGCGCGCCGGGGCGAGUGCACGAGGAUAUCCUCUGUGGGCGGGACACGGAAAUCAGCUGGGAGGAUGUAUAUAAUGGGCAAGACGGGCUGCGGUUGUCGAGCGGCGGAGACGGGCAAGGGGUCGGGUGGAUGGAGGAGAUGGAGCGGAAGGUAGGCAUGGGGAAGUGGUGA